This is a messenger RNA of Tricharina praecox, 1935 nucleotides long. Its product is annotated as surface antigen-domain-containing protein. Bases 100 to 1623 code for a protein of 507 amino acids. Gene Ontology annotation, biological process: protein insertion into mitochondrial outer membrane. Gene Ontology annotation, cellular component: SAM complex; outer membrane. The transcript is spliced from 4 exons. The record is from RefSeq and is a predicted model, not a curated record. Lineage: Eukaryota; Fungi; Ascomycota; Pezizomycetes; Pezizales; Pyronemataceae.
CUCCCCGGCCGAAAUUAACCACCUCGGCCGCCCGCCACACGCUACGUAAUCGCACAUUCCCGCGACAGCAGCAGCAGCAGCCAUCCCGCAGCCCCCCCAAUGGCGUCACCUCUCUCCCCCGACGACGAUGUCUUUGAUCGUCUCAAAGCGUCCGCCGAUCCCGAGGUCGUCUCGGAGCGCGAAAAGGCUGUGCAGGAGCGAGUCCGUGCGCAGUACGAGAAGGCGCAGAGGCGCCUUGCCGGGCUGAUCGAAGACAAUUCCACGCUGCCGGUCAACAUCGCUGAUAUCCGGAUACAUGGAACGAAGAUCACAAGGGAGGGGUUCUUGAAGAGUGUGUUUGCGGAUGCGCUCAAGGAGGAGAAGCAGAAGUCUUAUACACUGAAGACCGUAAUGGAGGAGCUGCAGAGGACGACGGAUAAGCUGCAUCGGUUCGGUAUUUUCCACCCGACGAUAAACAUGUACCUCGACCAGGCACACUCGUCCAGCGGCACGGCACUCUCAGCACUUCUUACGGUCCAGGAGCGAGGAAGGUUGGUGUUGAAGACGGGAACGGAGCUCGGCAAUGCCGAGGGUGGGGGAUACUUGAAUGCUACACUACGCAAUGUCUUCGGUGGUGCGGAAAGUAUCUAUGCCUCGGCAACCACCGCCACAUCUACCGCCGACGUCGGCGCUCGCUCCCGUUCCUCCUACGAACUCGCUUUCGCGACCCCUAUCGCCGCGAACCCGGACACCGUUGCGGAAGUCGCUGGAUUUUCGUCGGCCCGGAGCAACCACUUCUUUGCAUCCCACGAGGAAGCGACCCAGGGUGUUCGCGCAGGCUUGCGCUUUCUGAGUAGCCACGGCUCCCACGAACUCGGAUACACCGGCGCAUGGCGACAAGUCACCAACCUCUCCGACGGAGCCUCGCCCACCAUCCGUGAAGAUGCCGGCGACACCGUAAAAUCCUCCAUCACGCACACCUUCACCACCGACACGCGCGACAACAAGCUCCUCCCUAUGACCGGUUCGCUCUUCCGCAACAUAACCGAGCUCGCCGGACUCGGCGGCGACGUCUCCUUCCUCAAGAACGAGCUCGAAGCGUCCCGGUCCCACCCGCUCGCCCACGGAAUCUCCUUCUCCGCCGGCCUCCGCGCCGGAGUCAUCGUUCCCCUCCCGGGGCUUUCCGAAGGCACACCCGCGCGUCCCUCGCGUAUAAACGACCGCUUCUUCCUCGGCGGCGCCACCGACAUCCGCGGCUUCCGCGAGAACGGCAUCGGGCCGCGCGACGGCAACGAUGCCGUCGGCGGCGACGUAUACCUCGCCGGCGGCGCAUCCGUGUUCUUCCCGCUACCCCGCCUCGGCGUCGACUCCCCCUUCCGCCUACAAGCAUUCGUCAACGGCGGCCGUCUCGUCGCGCUCCAGAAACCGGCCGAUGGCGAGAAAUCAUCCACCACCACCACCACCCUCCUGGAUGCGGUGAAGGAGGUCGGAGUGGGCCUGCCGAGUAUUGCGGCUGGCGUCGGACUGGUCUAUGCCCACCCCGUAGCGCGGUUUGAAUUGAACUUUGCCCUGCCCGUGGUUAAGCGCGAGAAUGAGCGUGCCAGGAAGGGGCUGCAGUUUGGUGUCGGAAUUAGCUUUUUGUAGUGAGCAGCGUAUGUAGGAUAUACUUGUGCGUUGUGCCUGGGCGAGGAAAAAUGGGACAUCUUUUGUAUUAUGGAUUGGAUUGCGGGAGGGGAACGUGGAUGGAUCGAUCAGUACCUAGAGGGAAUAGAUGCGGCUGUACUGCGAAAUGGAUAUGGAUAUGGAUAUGGAGUUGGUGGUGGUAUCCGUGAAUCGGUUGGGCAGGGUCGUUGACUCGGCGGUAGAGACGUCUCCGCGCAGAGAAAUAUCCCAUCAUUGUUAGAACCGUGGUAUCUCACUGUAUCAUCAGAAACAUCAGGUAAUUCUCACUCGGUU